GUGCGCGCCGGGCCGACAGCCGCCCCCCGCGAAGCUUCGCUGGGUCCCCGCGGCUUCUCUCCCCUCAGGGGCGGAACCACCUCGCGGCCUUUCCUCGGCGUGCGGAGGUUUCCUGAGGACGGCCGGGACCGAUUUGGGCCCGGAAGAGCCCGGCGCUGGCGUCGAACGCCGCCGGCCUCACCGGCUCCCGCAGCGGCCUGGGAGCGCCGCGGGGCUGAGCCUCGAACCCCGAUCCCCGGGCCGGGCGGGGCCUGCACAUCCGGCCCCACCCACCCGGGGUCUCGCCUCCGCAGAGCCCAGCCCCCUCCCGGCCCGGGCGUCCGCCCCCGCCCACCCUUGCUUCAGUUCCCCAGAUUUUCUCCCAAUCCCCUGCCCUGGGUCUUGGACACUGAACUAAAGAGAUGCACCCCGGAAAACCCCAUCUUCCUUGGAGGAGAGGCCGGGUUUGGGACCUUAGGGUACACAUUCACCAUUUCAAGCGCCUAGGAUAGAUUUGAUUAAUGAGCCUGGGGUACCCUCUUCCUGCUGACACUGCCGUUUUUCACGUCCCUACCCUCCCACACUUCCAAAAUCAUUAAGCAGGGAGCGUUCUGAGGAUUGGGUUAUUUGCGUCUACUUUGAGCUAGACGUAAGGUUGACCCGGGGUUAGAGCAUGGAUGCAUCCCUGGACCCUCAGAUGGACGCACCCCUGGAGGUUGAGGGAUGCUUAAUAAUGAAAGUAGAAAAGGACCCCGAGUGGGCAUCGGAGCCCACUCUGGAAGGAUCGGAGAGCUCUGAAUCUGAGACCUUUCGCAAAUGCUUCAGGCAAUUCUGUUACGAGGAUGUGACUGGACCCCAUGAAGCUUUCAGUAAACUCUGGGAACUUUGCUGCCGGUGGCUGAAGCCCGAAAUGCGUUCCAAGGAGCAGAUCCUUGAGCUGCUGGUGAUUGAACAGUUUCUCACCAUUUUGCCCGAGAAGAUUCAGGCGUGGGCUCAGAAACAGUGUCCGGAAAGUGGAGAGGAGGCGGUGGCCCUGGUAAUACAUUUGGAGAAAGAGACUGGAAGACUAAGACAGCAGGUUAGCAGUCCUGUGCACUCAGAGAAGCAGGUACCACUGGGAGCAGCAUGGGAGGUAACGGACUUUCAGCCAGAGCAGGUGGAGACCCAGCCCAGACUGGUGUCUCUGGAGGAAGCUGGAAGCCUCCGCUCAGGACGGGAGGAGCAGCUGAACUGGAAGAGAGAGCAUCGGCCCUUACCCAAGAAUGCUCGGCCUUCUCCCUGGCUUCCUGUCCCUGCUACUGAAUGGAACAACAUAGGUCAGGAAGGAACAACCACACCAUUACCUGUUGUGUCUCAGGGGCCGGUGAAAGAUGUCCGCGUGGCGAGAGGCUUUUCCUACAAAAAGAGCGUACAUCAGAUUCCCGUUCACAGAGACCUGUACCGGGAUAUUAGGAAAGAGAGUGCUGGGAAUAUGGUCUCCCUGGGAAGUACCGUGUCCGUGUCUAACAAGAUUGCCCGGUUGGAGCAAAGAAAGGAGCCAUGGACCCUAGGUGUACACUCUUCUAACAAAAGGAGUAUUCUCCGAAGCAACUACAUCAAGGAAAAGCCGGUUCACGCGACUCAGAUCCCCGCGCGCAGUGCGGGGCGAAUGUGGGGCGAGCAGCAGCACUGGGGUUUGGAGGACGAGAAAAUAGCAGGCGUGCACUGGAGCUAUGAGGAGACGAAGACGUUCCUCGCGAUUCUCAAGGAGUCUCGCUUUUAUGAAACGCUGCAGGCUUGUCCCCGGAACAGCCAGGUGUACGGGGCCGUGGCCGAGUGGCUGCGCGAGUGCGGCUUCCUCCGGACGCCGGAGCAGUGCCGGACCAAGUUCAAAAGUCUCCAGAAGAGCUACCGGAAGGUGAGAAACGGCCACGUGCUGGAACCCUGUGCCUUCUUUGAGGACAUGGACGCCCUGUUGAACCCCGCAGCCCAUGCUUCAGCCGCUGAUAAGCCAAAGGAGAUUAUCUCUCUCCCCAGACUGAAGAGAGUUGAUGUCAAUGCUAAAGAACAGACCAGUUUGUUGGAGGAGGAGGAAGCCGCAGAGGCAUCCGAUGGUGACGAGAGGGGUGUUGCGUUCAUCCGGAAGUCUGAGAUUCGUGGCGCCCCUGUCUUGUUCCAGAACCUGAGCGGUGUGCACUGGGGCUACGAGGAAACCAAGACUUUUCUUGAUAUCCUGCGGGAGACUCGGUUCUACGAAGCCCUCCAAGCCUGUCAUCGGAAGAGCAAGCUGUACGGGGCCGUGGCUGAACAACUCCGGGAGUGCGGCUUCCUCCGGACGCCGGAGCAGUGCCGGACCAAAUUCAAAAGCCUCCAGAAGAGCUACCGCAAAGUGAAAAACGGUCACGUGCUGGAGUCCUGUGCGUUCUACAAGGAGAUGGACGCGCUGAUCAACUCUCGGGCCGCUGCCCCUUCCGCCGACACUCCAGAAGAAGUCCCAUCACCCUCAGGGCAAGAGAGAGAGGAGGUUGAGAUGGAGUCCCAGGAACCCACAGGUUGGGAACCCGAGGAGACCUCACAGGAGGCAACGGGAGAAGAUUCUGGCAGUGAGAGAACGAGUGAGGAGGAAAUCGUACACGAGUCGGAAUUCCAGGGGCCCCCGGGUCUACUGCAAAGCCCGAGCGAUUUUGAAAUUGGACGUAGUAUCAAGGAGGAUGCAACACAGGUAAUCUACAAGGACAUGGAACAGCAUCGGGCACUGAUAGAAAAGUCUAAGAGGGUUGUUUCCCAGAACGCUGAUCCAGGUAAAUACCGGAAAAGGGAAUGCAUCUCAGGAAGACAGUGGGAAAGCCUUCAAGCGGUCAGGCAGGGAAAGCUGAUGUCUCAGCCUCGAGAUUUAGGGAGAGCCGCAGCGCAUCCGAGGCCUUUGGUGGGGAGGAGACCCUACCGGCUUCUCAAAUACGGAGACGGCUUCGGGAGGAAUGCUCGUCUGAUGUGCCGGGUCACCCACCAGAAGGAAAACCCUUACCAGUGCGGUGUCUGCGGGAAGUGCUUCGGCAGGAGCAGGAGCCUAAUCAGACACCAAAGAAUCCACACGGGAGAAAAGCCGUUCAAGUGUCUUGACUGUGGGAAAAGCUUUAACGACUCCUCCAACUUUGGUGCCCACCAGAGAAUCCACACGGGGGAGAAGCCCUACAGGUGCGGAGAGUGUGGAAAGUGCUUCAGUCAGAGCUCCAGCCUCAUCAUCCACCAGAGGACGCACACGGGAGAGAAGCCUUAUCAGUGCGGGGAGUGCGGGAAGAGCUUCACCAACAGCUCCCAUUUCAGCGCCCACCGCAGGGUGCACACUGGCGAGAACCCCUACAAAUGUGUGGACUGCGAAAAAAGCUUCAAUAACUGUACGAGGUUUCGCGAGCACCGGAGGAUACACACCGGAGAGAAGCCCUACGGCUGUGCCCAGUGUGGCAAACGUUUCAGUAAGAGCUCUGUCCUCGCCAAGCAUCGGGAGGUUCAUUCCAGAGAGAAGCUUCUGCCACACCCACCGCCCGCCUGUGCCCUGGAGAGCCCGCCUAAGGGAAAGACUGAUGACUUCAGGAAAACGUUUUGACGUUGACGUCUCCUCCUCCUAACGUGCCCCUUUAGUCGUUUCACCCGAUCUCAUCCUCGGAAGCGAUCUUUUCUUAGCUCGGGAGGGUGAUUCCCGAGGCCAGCUUGACAAUGUAAAUAAACCAAGGGCCUGCCUCGCGUCCUCACCUCUGCCUCUGACUUGACCUAUCCGUUCCUCUCCUUCUGUGCGUCUCAACGUCUCCCUUGACCAAGUGGGGAGGACAUCUGUCAGGAUUCAGAACGGCGGCCCCUUCGGCAUGUCAAGGCCUCUGCUGCGGGACUGCCUAGUCCAGCAACAUUCAAGGUCCCUCCGCGCUGUGAAAGUUGUUUCCGAGCAGACCCGGCCUGCCGGAGGUUUCCCGUUGUCCACCACGUGGGAUCCUGGAUGCAACUUGAUCCCAGAUUUCUUUUGGGGGUAGAACUUUCAGGAGUCUGAUCAGGAUGACAUCGCAUGCAUCUUGGUUUUGAAGGCAGUCGUUAAGGAGAUUGAGCCCCCUUCAGAAGUCUGUUGCAAUUGCGCCCUUUUGGUGGCCGGUUGACCCACAGAGCGAGGGUGGAGGUUCUGCCACUGAAACCACGUUACUGCCCCCUCACCCUCCGUGGAGACGAGAAGCAACCCACCACCCACCAGGCUGACCUUUUCUGCACCUGAAGACUGAACCCCUCUGCCCCCGGCUGCGGUUUCUCCAGCCUCUACGUAAUUAUCCGGUUCCUUUUACCAUUUCUUGUAAGUCCCACACUUACCUCUUAGUUGUUCCGGGUGCUCUUAUCUGACUCUCCUGAACUACCGGGCCCUCUCCAGAUUGAACAGGAUGCAUGCCUGUGGUGUGUGGCAUUAACAUAAAGUAGAAUCUUCAUUCAGACACGUUCUGCCCUCCACCUGCUCUGGGUCUUACCUAGAACGCGACUGGCAUGUUGGCACAUUUUAUGCCUCCCAACCCCACGGCUUAGUAUGACAUUACAUAAUAAUAGUUUUCUAAAACUUUAAGAGGUUAGGGAGGAAGUGAGGUAGAAACCGGAAACAUUCUCUAACAGCAGUCAGACCCCUUGGGCCUGCUGUAGAUCAGAUCCCCACCUCAUUCAGAGCACCACCUCCAGGCUGUUUGUUAAAUACACCCUCCGUCUCUGAGGCUUCUAGUCCCUGUUCCUAGGGUCAUCAACCUAACUGUAGAGCCCGGAGUAAUUUAUAUACUCUGUAGCUUACUGAGUGAAAAGUGGAAAGAUGUGCAGAAACUUCCAAUCCAGAACACUGUUGUUUUCCUCGUUUACCUGUAGGUCUGAGAAAUCUCUUCAAUAACCCCCUCACACUAGCCCAACGGGUAUUGAAGGAAAAGUCAAAAUGGGGAGGUGGGGGUGGGAAGGGAGGUAAUUAAUUCAUUCCUGGAAGUUACAGGUGAAACCAGGGAACCUGGUCAUCCAAGGCUGGUUCCUCCAGGAUGAGACCAGUGACAUUUAUACUCUUAGUACAUAGGCAACCUGGGGCAGCUUUGGCUUAGGGAAGGGAAGUCCUGACUUUAGUGGAAGGACAGCCAGAGUCAGGGCUGUGUAGAGAUUAUACUUUUGAUCUUACCUCCUCUCCCGUGUCAGGUGUCCUCUUACUUGGAGACAUCUGGAGAUCAUGUUUUUCCUUUGAGGACGUUUGAAUCUUUCCAAGCCUGUUCAGCAGAAUACCAAGGAGGGUGGGCGGUGUAGAAAGACGUCGAGUUCGUGGUGCCAGAAUAGGGUGUGGCCUGCCAGAAGGCAGGUGACUCAGGUACAUAUUGAUAGAUGUUUCUGAUUUACAUUGGUUGGAGAUGUUACGAUUGUUCACACCUCAGUAGGUUGACUUCCUGCGUGUGGUCCGAGUUAUAGACUUUUAAUGGUGAGUGCAGUGUCUUGUCGGUAGUGUGCCUAGCACAGUAAGACGCGUGCGUGCCCGUGGGCGUGUGCUGAUAGUGCGUAGAUGCUCUGGAAUCCCAGUGCUAGAGAAGAUGCACAUUGAUAGGAAUCACCACUUAGCGAUGUGUACACAGGACUGAUAACUAUAUUGAAGCAUGAUUCAGGAAAGUAGAUGAUUUAUUCAUACGUAUUUAUUAAGUACUGCUAUGUGUAAGGCCGUCUCCCAGGCACAGUGAGGGGAUGCGAAAGUGGAAGAAGACAUGGUGCCCAUGCUCCAGGAACCUGCAGUCUGACAGAGGAAGUGUCGCGGCAAAAGGUCAUUAGUGUCGGUUACCUUCGUGUCACUUGCCGAAGGUCAGUGACUCGACUGUGAGAAAAUCACUUUCACCUGCAAAAGAGUUUUUCCAAAUUGCCCCAAAUUGUACCUGCGCCUCUCAGACGUGCCCGAUGGCGGGAAGGGUGCAGGAUUCAUUCCAUCUCGAGCAGAACACGCCGGUCCUGUGGAAGUCUCGUACGUCUGGGGUCACGCCGAGGUGGAACCGGGGUUCCCCUACCCGUAUUCCUGAUGGUAAAUGGGCUGUUUGGACAUGGGUUAAACUGACUUCCUGAACUCUGUCUCUGUUCUGAGGAAAUAGAAGGUCCCACCCACCAUCUUAGACCAAGACAUCUUGCAUUCUGUCUUUUUCCAACUGGAGCAUGAAAGUCAAAAUGAGUAGUGAUGUGUCUUUUAUAUCACAUUACAUUGCCUUUAUGAAGAUCCAUAGGAAAAGGUUUUUUUCUGGGUCUCGGUACCAGGGAAAGCUCUGAUCCUAAGCAGAAAAAAAAAAAAAAAUACAAACACUGUGAUUUUUAUAACUUCUUCCUUUUCUCUCUCUGUUCCGGCUGCUGGAAAGCUCAACAAAAUAUACAGGCCACCUCAGCCAACUACCUAAAACCCGUAUUUGUUUGACCCUACUGUGUUUCUUUAAAAAUUAUGCCCAGUCCUAUUUUUUUAGAGUAGUUUGAAUUAGUAGACAUUUUAUUCUCUGACAUCUUAUCCAAGGCACUUUGGAAACUGGCUUGUAUUCCCUGCCUACACUUGCUUUGUUACCCCCACAAAUACCUCCAGUUCCUACUGGUGACUUUAUUACCCAUAUGCCCUAAUUUAUUCAUAAACCUUCUUUGAAGAGGGAAACUUCACACAUACGCUUAAGCCCCUCAGGGCCACCUGCCCCAGGCGACUGAGCAUUAGACCAGAAACCAAAAGGGACACGUUUUAGUCUUGUCGCUAUCACUGAGUGUCGUGUGACACAUCUCUGCCUCUCUGGCCCGUGUUCCUUAUCUGGAGACACGUUGAACUUGAUCUGCAAGACUGCUCUGGCUCUAAUGUUUAGUGAGAUGACGGGGCACAGUGUGGAUGAGGAAGAGGUCAUAAGGCCAGGUGCCCAGCCUGGCCCACCACGGCGUGCGACGUGCAGGCCACACAGAACCGCUGCGUGCUUUGGGAAGAGGGGUGCCGGGAGCCCGCGCGGUGCGGAGAAAGGCCAGGUCACUCGUGUCCACCAGCAGGCAGCCCCCGCAGCUCCCCCCCUCGGUAGCCAGUGGCAGGUGGCUGCAGUGACGGAAGCGGUGUGGGAGGUCUGGCGGCCGGGCCGGGCCGGGCCGGACUGGGCUGUGACGAGUGGGGGCAGUCCCCAAAGCAAGGAGUGCCGGCCGCCCGUGCAGCUGUUCGCUCGGCCGCCGAGGGUGUUCCACCUGUCAGCGUGCGUCUCUUCGUUGUUCUGUAUCCGCGUUCGCUUAGCUGUCUUCUUGAAAACUUGUCUGUGAAAUAAAUGUCUCAAAUAAAUGA
Leopardus geoffroyi (Geoffroy's cat) is the source of this 7267-nucleotide messenger RNA. RefSeq names its product zinc finger with KRAB and SCAN domains 2 (gene ZKSCAN2). NCBI's taxonomy places the organism in Eukaryota, Metazoa, Chordata, Mammalia, Carnivora, Felidae. The coding region runs from base 653 to 3562 and encodes 969 amino acids. Gene Ontology annotation, biological process: regulation of transcription by RNA polymerase II. The transcript has 7 exons. Gene Ontology annotation, molecular function: DNA-binding transcription factor activity, RNA polymerase II-specific; RNA polymerase II cis-regulatory region sequence-specific DNA binding. The record is from RefSeq and is a predicted model, not a curated record.